GAGAAGCCCCUGUUGGCCCCGGAGCCCCUCAUUAUGGAGACCAUAGACGCUCUGAUGGGGGAGGUGAACAAUUGGAACUUUCCUAUAUUCCACCUGGUGGAGAAAACCGGACAAAGAUGUGGGAGGAUCCUCAGCCAGAUGUCUUAUCGUCUAUUCUAUGAUAUGAAUCUUCUGGAAACAUUUAAGAUUCCGCUAAAAGAAUUCAUGAACUAUUUCCACGCACUGGAGAACGGAUACAGAGAUAUUCCCUAUCACAACCGUAUCCACGCCACCGAUGUGCUGCACGCCGUCUGGUAUCUGAGCACCCAACCGAUCCCAGGACUACAGACCGCCGCCUCCGACCACAGCUCCGCCAGCGACUCCGACUCGGACAGCGGGAUCACACAUGGUCACAUGGGAUACGUCUUCUCUAAGACCUAUAACCCCUCGGAGGAGACGUACGGCUGCCUCUCCGCCCAUAUACCGUCCCUGGAGCUGAUGGCGCUGUACGUUGCGGCUGCCAUGCACGACUACGACCAUCCGGGAAGAACCAACGCCUUCCUAGUGGCGACCAACGCUCCUCAG
Hyla sarda is the source of this 564-nucleotide messenger RNA. Its product is annotated as cGMP-inhibited 3',5'-cyclic phosphodiesterase 3A-like. The annotation marks the transcript as partial. Lineage: Eukaryota; Metazoa; Chordata; Amphibia; Anura; Hylidae. The transcript is spliced from 4 exons. Gene Ontology annotation, biological process: positive regulation of oocyte development; oocyte maturation. Gene Ontology annotation, cellular component: cytosol. Gene Ontology annotation, molecular function: 3',5'-cyclic-AMP phosphodiesterase activity. The record is from RefSeq and is a predicted model, not a curated record.